This is a messenger RNA of Didymodactylos carnosus, 2100 nucleotides long. NCBI's taxonomy places the organism in Eukaryota, Metazoa, Rotifera, Eurotatoria, Philodinida, Philodinidae. The record is from the annotation of a GenBank genome assembly.
AUGAAUAGUCGUACGUGGAAUAAUAAUUAUUUUCAAUCACAUCCAGUUGAUAAGUCAUCAGUAUUUUAUACAAUGGGACGUAUUCCAUCUGGUUAUGUUAUUCAAAAUUCACAAGAUAAUCAAAUUUCACAGCGAAAUGAAUUCAUACCUAAUAGGCAAACAUUGUCACCGGUUAAACAGUCUCGUUCACGAUCAUCAACGGCCAUUAUUAGAAAUCAGAGUUUAAAUACAUCAUAUCCAUCUCACGAUGAUAUUGAUUCACUACAAUCUGAUCAAUUAAUUGAAGAACGUGAAAAAAAUAUGCGUAAACAAUUUUAUCAUGCUAGUCGUGGUACGAAUCAAUGGCAACCAAUUAUUUCUUAUCCAUAUUUAGUAACAACAAAUAAUCUCUAUCAAUUUCCAAAUAAUAAUAAUAAUAAUAAUAAUAAUAUAAAUGGUAGUACUAAUUUAAAUAAUCUUAAUAAUUAUUUGCCUUAUUAUGAUCAAAUACAUCAAAAAUCAAAUCAACAACUUCAUACACAAGAACAACCGAAUACUUGGCCAACAAAUACAAAUGGCAAUAACGUCGAUAUUCCUCCACCAUUUUAUCAUAAUAACUCUAUAUCAACAACUGAUUCAACUUUUAAUGAACAAUAUCCCUAUUCUCAUUCAACUAAUACAGCACGAAAAACACCGACAAGAAGUCAUACACCGUCGAAUCCUAUGCUUAUACCGUCAGGAACAAAUCUCAAUCAUUUACAAGUACCAAUUGUACCUCGAAGAGAUAAUUUGUCUCCAUUGUCAUUUACAUCGCCAAGUCCUUCUCCUGCCCUACUCACAUCAUCAUUUCCAGAUAAUGCAGCAACCACAAUCGAAACAACAAUCGACAAUUCUUUUAUUGAUAAUUUAAAUUAUACAAUAGAUGAUCUUAUUCAAAAACUUACUCCAACAGAUAAUUAUAUUCCAGAAAAUCAAAGUGUACGAACAUUGCAUAAUCUUUUAUUUAUACUCUCACAAUGGACUCGUACAUUUCCCUAUGAUUAUCGAAAUACGGAAAUGAGAUUACAAUUAGAAGAUUUAUUACGAAAAAUUAGUGAUUAUGAAAAUAGUUUACAGUCGGAUACAAAUUAUAUUUAUAAAAAACUUUCUUCAAAAUUAAAAGCUCUUGCACAAUACGAAGAUUAUAUUCGUCAAUUGAAUCAAAAAGCGGCAAAUAAUUUGAAUGAAAAUGCUUUAUUGACUGAUAUUAUGAAUGAAUGUCCACAACCAAUAUUAUUUGCUCAACAAAUAACACAUAUUGAAUUGGACAGACUGAAACCAAUUGGUGCCGAAGAAUUAUUACAAUAUUUUAUUAUGAAAAUAGCUAAUGAAGAAGCAAAUGUACAUCCAACAAAAAAAUUAUCAUUAGAUAAUGAGACAGAGUCUAAUGCAUCUGUACAUGAUAAAAAGCAGACAUUUUGUUUAGAAGCUUAUAUACAAUGGUUUAAUCGUUUAAGUUUUUUUGUUACAACAGAAAUUGUUAAACAUUUAAGAAAACGAUCACGUAUUAGAGUUAUAAAUUAUUUUAUUGAUGCUGCUUAUGAAUGUUUUCGAUUACAUAAUUUUAAUUCAAUGAUUGGUAUACUUGGUGGUUUAAAUAUGCAACCAGUAAGACGUUUAAAACGAACGUGGGAAAAAGUACAACAAGAAAAAUUUAAAAAACUUGAACAAUAUAUGGAUGUUUCAAAAAAUUUUUUGUCAUAUCGUAUUGUACUUAAAGCAGCUAUUAAAGAGGCGGAUAAACAUAAUUGGGCUGCCGAUAAAAUUGUUAUUCCAUUUACAAGUAUUGUAUUACAAGAUGUUUAUUAUAUUAAAACACAUAGUAAAGAUUAUACAAGUGCCGGUGGUAUUAAUUUGAAAAAAUAUUAUAUGAUGGCUAAAUUUGUAUCAGAAGAAUUUGUACGUUGUAAAGCGAGUAAAUGUUCAUUUGAUCGAAACGAUGUUAUCAUUAAUUAUAUAAUAACUAGUCCAAUAUUUAAUGAAGAUUCACUUAUGUUAGCAUCAUUUGAAUGUGAACAAGCUGAAACACCAAAUGAACGUAAUAAACUUCGAACAUUAAAAGUAGCGAUGAAUAUGCAAUAA